CAGCUGGAUACACCGCUACCAUUUCCUAAAACCUCCGCCGCCGUUUCUUCUGUUGCAAACUGAUAGGCGCCGUUGGAUUCCCUCCCCCCGCCUUAGCGAUUAUCCCGGCCAGUCUAUGCGCCACCGUCUCUAAUCGCAUUUUUUUAUCUCGGCGUUGAAUCGUGUCCCCUGGUCCUUCACUGUCUUACUGGUUCAGCCCCGAAGAUCCAGAGUUCAGAUCGCAUUUUGAAGUUGAGGACUUGAGGCAUUUUUUAACGGCGUGACCUUCUUGUGAUAAUGGAGCUCAAACACAUAAACCACUUUGAUAAAAAAUGAAACACAUGACCCUAUCUGAAAACGGGCUCAACCGCAGAAGUUCUCAAAACUCUUUUGGCGUUCAUGUAAAAAGGACAGGUGCAACCUCUCAUUGGUGCUAACUUAAAAUGGAGAAAGGAUUUAUGACAACUGUAAUGUGCACAAAAAACUUGGUGCGCAAUUGCAUCGGAAUCCAUGUUUUAUGGUUCUGUCUACAAUUCUUUUGUCAUGUGGACCUUUAAAGGUCAGUGCAAUUUUUGAAGGAUUCAAAGCUGCGUGAAGAAAUUUGCACUGUUAACAAUGGCAGUCACUCGAAGAACCAGAAGAGCUUACAAAGCUAUGAAAGCUAUUGGAAUAUCCAGAGCAAGGGUGAAACCUGUACUGAAAAAUCUUUUGAAAAUUUAUCAGAGUAACUGGAGAUACAUUGAAGAGGAGAAUUAUAGAGCCCUUGCUGAUGCGGUCUUUGAGAGUGCGGAACCAAAGGUUGCGAGGAGCGGAGAGCCUGAGAAUAGUGAACAAAGAGCUUUGGAAGGAGAAAUCUUACCCAAGGACCUUGAGCAACCACAUAAGAGACUGCGGUCACAAUAUCAAGGAGAUCAGCCUUCUUCUUGUUACAACCCUAGCUCCACCUUGGCUGAAGCAUCCCAGAAAAAUGGUAAAGUGAAGGAUGAUGUUGUGUCUAUUGAUUGUUGCACCCAUGAGUUGCCCGACAUGACGGGUUCUCACCAGUCCAGUCAUGUAGAGAUGGCUGUGGGAACAUCUUCUCACUCAUUACAGAUGCAUGAUAAAAACAAAGGAAAGGAACCCAUUUCACCAGAAUCUUUGGUGUUGCUAAAUAAAUCUGUUUCAACUCAGCCUGCUAGCCUUGAGAAAACCCCCUUUAAUUCCCUGAAGAAGGCUGGACGAAAGUCUAGCUCUCAUCCAAUGCGACUUAGAAGUAAACAAAGAGAACCUCAAGAUCAUAAAUCUGCAUCCCGGAAAAAGAAGUCGAGGCUAAACCUUAAAGACACGAAGAAUCAAACUUGUCCUGUUCAAUCUGCUCAGCAGAAUAAUUUUGGUGCUCAUGUUUCAAUAGAGAAUAAGGAUGUUACAUUAAUUGGUGAUAUGCCUGACUUCAAGGUUCCCAUUGCUGUUUUCCCUCUUGAGUCAUCAGAUGAUGACGGUGUUCGAUGUGGAAAUGGGCAUGUAGGUUCCAAUGGGACCAAGGAUGAAAUUAUCUGUAUUACAUCAUCAUCCAGUGAAAUGAAAACCAAUCAGAAGCCGGUACAACAACUUUCUCCUCACAGUGAUGGUGCAGACAACGAAUCAAGAUCUAAAGAAGAUGCAUCUCAGAAUAACCACUGUAUAGCUGCUGAAAGUGGUCAGUGUGUGAGUGAACAUUUGAAUUCUCCAAGUCCAGAGGCUGUUGAAUCAUUCCAGCUAUCUCCGGAUAAUACCGGCACUCUAAAUAAGGUCAUUGACAUUACCAAGAAGCAAGAAAGUAUCACAAUUUCAUUAGUCAAUGAAGUUAAUAGCAAACGCCCACCAUCUUUCCACUACAUAUCUGAAAGUACAGUAUUCCGGAAUGCACAUAUAAACAUUUCUCUGGAUCGUAUCGGGGACGAUCAUAGCUGUUCGACUUGUUCUGGUGACUGUUUGUCAUUGACCAUACCAUGUGCUUGUUCAUACGAAACUGGGGGUGAGUUUGCAUACACAAGAGAAGGUCUCGUGAAAGAGCAGUUUCUGAACGAGUGUAUUUCUAUGAACCGUGACCCAGAAAAACACUGUCAGUACUAUUGCACCGAGUGCCCACAUGAAAGAUCUAAAAGCACUGUAGAUCCUUGCAAAGGUCAUCUUGUGAGGAAUUUCAUCAAAGAGUGCUGGAGAAAGUGUGGAUGUGAUAUGCAUUGUGGCAAUCGCGUAGUACAACGAGGAAUUACUCGAAAGUUACAGGUGUUUAUGACUCCUGGAGGGAAAGGAUGGGGCCUGCGUACUCUAGAGGACCUGCCAAAAGGUGCAUUUGUUUGUGAAUAUGUGGGAGAAGUUCUUACAAAUUCUGAACUAUUUGAUCGUAUUUCGCGGAGCUCUGGUAAGGAGAAACACUUUUAUCCUGUGCUGCUUGAUGCUGAUUGGGCAGCAGAAGGUGUGUUGAAGGAUGAAGAAGCUCUGUGUUUGGAUGCUACUUACUAUGGGAAUGUGGCAAGGUUUAUAAACCACAGAUGUUUUGAUUCAAAUUUGGUUGAGAUACCAGUUGAGAUAGAGACUCCGGAUCACCAUUACUACCAUCUUGCCUUUUUCACUACAAGAGAAGUUAAAGCUAGGGAAGAGCUGACAUGGGACUAUGGAAUUGAUUUUGGCGAUCACAAGCAUCCAAUCAAAGCUUUUAAAUGCCAGUGUGGGAGUACUCUCUGCAGAAACAUCAAGCGUCUCAGGUCCAAAAGGGCAAGGAGAUGGACCAAACCAUCAAGGAAAUGAAAAUGCAUUGAUGAUGAUUCACAUUAUCGCUCUUGAAUAUCGUGAAGAUGUUGGAACCAUCUACAGUUCUGUCAUGCAUCUUUGUUGUGGGCUAUUAAUGAUUUGCUCUUUUUUCUUGGUGCUGAUACAUCGCAUUUUUUUUAGUGUUGUAGCACCCCCUGUAUUUUAAUAAUCAAUUCAUCCUAACCUGGGUUUUUUAUGAAUAGAAAUGUUGUUGAGAGUUUUAGUGCCCAUAGGAUUUAGGGAUGUUGUCCACUAAUCAUUUAAGAGAAAACUGAAAACAAGCUCGGGCAUAUAAGUAUAUAUGAUAAGACUGGUAUGUAAAUACGCUUACCUAUAUUACUAUGAGUGUUAUAGUGCACUGUGCACCUAUAUUACUAUGAGUCCUUUCCGAUGUCAACCAUAUGAUUACCUUUAUAAUUAGACAAAAAUAUGGC
Molecule: messenger RNA, 3185 nt
Organism: Cuscuta europaea
Lineage: Eukaryota; Viridiplantae; Streptophyta; Magnoliopsida; Solanales; Convolvulaceae
Source: the annotation of a GenBank genome assembly